AUGGCUACUCACGCAGACUCUGUGCAUCCACCAGUGCAUCCAGCUUGCAAGGUCGUGCUUUCUAAGAACGUUGCAAAUAGCCUCGUUGCGGAGGUCCAGGAAGGUGUCAAGACCUUGGAGAAGCCGCCUCAUCUUGUCGGAUUUCUGGCCAACGAUGAUCCUGCGGCAUUGAUGUAUGCCCAGUGGACUGAGAAGACAUGUCAAGAAAAUGGAUUCCGUUACUCUUUGCGCCAAGUGUCCCGCGACGAUAUCGAAGAUGCUAUUCUGGCUGCCAAUGCCGACUCAGACGUUGACGGCAUCAUCGUAUACUACCCCAUCUUCAAUAAUCGCCAAGACCAGUAUCUUCAGCAGAUCGUCGACGUAUCCAAGGAUGUAGAAGGUCUCAGCCAUCGUUACAUCUUCAACAUGUACCAGAAUAUCCGUUUCCUUGACCCUGAAACCAAGCGGCAGAAGUGCCUUCUUCCUUGCACCCCCCUGGCCAUCAUCAAGAUCCUCGAGUACCUCAACAUCUACAAUACGAUCCUACCGUACGGAAACCGGCUGUUUGGACACACUAUCUGCGUUGUGAAUCGCUCAGAAGUUGUUGGCCGGCCACUUGCGGCUCUGUUGGCGAAUGACGGAGCUUGUGUCUACAGCGUGGACAUCACCGGUGUCCAGAAGUUCACUCGUGAGGGUCUCAAAAAGCGCAGGCACGAAGUCGUGGACCUGGAAGGAAAGACAAUCAAGGAUGUAGCCCCUCUGUGCGAUGUUGUCAUCACGGGUGUUCCCAGUGAAUCAUAUAAGUUCGACACAAGCCUCCUCAGAGAAGGCGCCGUCUGUGUCAACUUUUCUAGCGAGAAGAACUUCGGCCCAGAAGUAAAAGAGAAGGCAUCCAUCUUCGUUCCUUCGAUCGGCAAGGUGACUAUCGUGGUUCUGCUCCGGAACCUCUUGAGAUUGAUUCAAAACCGGAGAUUGGACGACGUUAAACCGGCUGAAGCCACCGAGCGUCCUGGAACUCUGGAGGCCGCUUCGUAA
Aspergillus lentulus is the source of this 1014-nucleotide messenger RNA. RefSeq names its product methylenetetrahydrofolate dehydrogenase (NAD(+)). Gene Ontology annotation, cellular component: cytosol. The record is from RefSeq and is a predicted model, not a curated record. NCBI's taxonomy places the organism in Eukaryota, Fungi, Ascomycota, Eurotiomycetes, Eurotiales, Aspergillaceae. Gene Ontology annotation, biological process: purine nucleobase biosynthetic process. Gene Ontology annotation, molecular function: methylenetetrahydrofolate dehydrogenase (NAD+) activity; methylenetetrahydrofolate dehydrogenase (NADP+) activity.